Messenger RNA from Apodemus sylvaticus (European woodmouse), 7934 nucleotides. It is a transcript of the gene Atf7ip, whose product is annotated as activating transcription factor 7 interacting protein. Gene Ontology annotation, biological process: regulation of DNA-templated transcription. Gene Ontology annotation, molecular function: protein binding; transcription coregulator activity. The record is from RefSeq and is a predicted model, not a curated record. Lineage: Eukaryota; Metazoa; Chordata; Mammalia; Rodentia; Muridae. Gene Ontology annotation, cellular component: nucleus; transcription regulator complex. Bases 167 to 4108 code for a protein of 1313 amino acids. The transcript is spliced from 15 exons.
ACGGCCCCGGCGCGUGCUGGGGAGAAGCGGGUUUGUUUUUGAAUCUGCGGUGGCAGCGAGUGGAGCGCACGGCUGAGACGGCAGCGUCCGGGACGGCAGCGCGGGACGGCUGCGUAGGAAGGAACUCGGGUCCCAGGCCCUCACCUCCCGCCCCCGAAGAUUCAAAAUGGAUAGUAUAGAAGAACCUCAGAAAAAAGUCUUCAAGGCUCGAAAAACAAUGAGAGUGAGUGAUCGCCAGCAGCUGGAUGCUGUGCACAGAGUCAAAGAGGAGCUGCUGAGAACUGACGGGAAGCUGCUGAACGGGAACCAUGAAAACGGAGACUUGGAUCCCACCUCGCCUCUGGAAAAUACGGACUGUAUUCAAGAUAGAGAAGAAGUGAAUGGGAUUGAUGGGGUUUGCUUUGAAUCUGAAGAAAGUAAAACAGAAUGGAAAGAAACACCUUGUAUCUCCAAUGCUGGUGUACAAAACAAGCAAGAAGAUUUGAAUAGUGAAGCUCUGUCCCCCAGUAUAACUUCUGAUCUUGCUUCUGAAGUAACCACUGAACCCGCUUCUGGUACCCCAGCCUCCAAUAACCCAGGCUGUGGUACCCCAGCCUCUGAUAACCCAGCCUCUGAUGAUAACCCAGCCUCUGAUAACCCAGCCUCUGAGGAUAACCCAACCUCUGAUAGCCCAGCUUCUGAUAACCCAGUCUCUGGUGAUCUGGCUUCAGGAGAGCUGGCCACUAGAGUACCAGCUGCUGGGGACUCUUCCUGUGAAGAGCCUCCCUCCAGUGAUCCUUCUUCUAGCCAUCCCUCUUCCAGUGAUCCCUCCGGUAGUGAUCCUGUCUCUGGAGAUUCUGUUUCUGAAGAACCCGCCUGUGAUGAUCUUGUCUCUGGUGAUCUCACUUCCGGUGAACCAGUUUCUGGGGAGCCAGUGUCUCAUGAAACAGCUUCAGGUGAACCAGCUACAAGUGAGCCAGCUUCAGAUGAAACAGUCGCAGGUGCAGUGACAUCUUGUGACCUGGCCCCUGGGGAAUCAGCUUUGGAUGACUGUGCCACCUCUGGUGAUUCACCUUCUGAUGAUCUGCCCUCUAGUGAGGAAUCCCUUCUUCGCAGGUCUGUCUGCAGCAGACUGGCUUCCAGUGAGCCGACUCCUUGUGACUUCUCUAUGGAAUCAGCCCCUGACACUGUGAAAUCACAUUCAGUGCCAGUUUGUGAACCAGGGCCUGACAUUGACAAGACAGAGCAGAGCAGCAAUAACAGUGAUAAUUGUCUAGACAGGAAUGAAGGCAAUGGGAACUUAGACCAAAUUCAAAGUAAAGACUCAUUUGAUGAGGGAAAUAAAGUGAACAGUAAUAUUGGUGAGAAGGAAGAAACUCUAGAAACACAUAGUGCAAUUAUUUGUUCUGAUCUACCUCCAGAAAAUACGAAGAAGGUAGAGGAAGAUCCUAUUGCUGAGCCUGCUCUUGAAGAAGAGGCCAUCUCCAGCAGCAUGGAAGUUGACCAAAGCGAAAAGGAUGGGCAUAAAAGCCCUGCAGAACUUGUAGAAGCUGCCAGUGAGGAGUCCACGGAAGAGGACAAGAAGGAUACUGUCUUAGACCACACGGAUUCUAUGGAAACAGAUGAGAUCAUCCCUAUAUUGGAAAAACUUGCACCCACCGAGGAUGAACUCAGUUGCUUUUCAAAAACUUCUCUCCUUCCAGUCGAAACAAGUCAAGAUUUGGAGGAUAAAAUGGAGGGUUCUUUUGGCUCACCCUCAAAACAGGAAAGUAGUGAGAAUUUGCCAAAAGAAGCCUUUUUAGUCCUUUCUGAUGAAGAGGAUAUUUCGUGUGGAAAAGAGGAGUCUGAAGUGCUAGCACAGAAUAAGAUGAGCUCUCCAGAGGGAAAAAGGAGUGAGAAGGCCAGCAAAGCUGAGGAAGAGGAGCGAGUUGCAGAUGAGGAGCAGCCUCCUGUGAGAAAUGACUUUUCCAGACGAAAACGGUCUAAGUCAGAGGACAUGGAUAGUGUGCAGUCCAAACGCCGGCGAUAUAUGGAAGACGAGUACGAGGCCGAGUUCCAAGUAAAAAUUACAGCCAAAGGAGACGUCAGCCAGAAGCUCCAGAAGGUCAUACAGUGGUUGCUUCAAGAAAAACUGUGUGCCCUGCAGUGCGCUGUGUUUGAUAAGACGUUGGCAGAAUUGAAGACUCGCGUGGAAAAGAUAGAGUGCAACAAGAGGCACAAGGCAGUGCUCACCGAGCUGCAGGCCAAGAUAGCCAGAUUAACCAAACGUUUUGGAGCAGCCAAAGAUGAUCUUAAGAAAAGACAAGAAAGCCCUCCAAACCCACCCAUAUCACCAGGAAAGCCUGCCAGCGACAUCAACAGCAAUAACAAUGUGACCUACAGAAAUGCAGGCACAGUGCGACAACUGCUGGAGUCCAAAAGAAAUGUUGGUGAGGGUCCACCACCGGCCUUUCAAACUCCUGUGAAUACAGUGUCUUCAGCCAGUCAUGUCACUUCCACAGCAGUUGUCAGUAGUCAGCCUAAAGUGCAGACCUCAGCAACCUCAGGUUCUCUGCCAGGAGCACCUCUUCUUCCUGCGCCCAGCACAGCCACUGUUGUGGCCACUACUCAGGUGCCUAGUGGGAACCCUCAGCCUACAAUCUCUCUGCAACCCUUGCCAGUGAUUCUGCAUGUCCCCGUCGCGGUAACCUCUCAGCCUCAGCUCCUGCAAAGCCAUCCAGGGACUUUAGUGACCAAUCAGCCAUCUGGCAAUGUGGAAUUCAUAUCUGUGCAAAGCCAGCCUACAGUGAGUGGUCUUACCAAAAACCCAGUACCCUUGCCGACCUUGCCAAACCCCACCAAACCAAACAUUCCAUCAGUGCCCAGUCCUAGUGUUCAGAGGAACUCUUCAGCCACCGCUGCACCUUUGGGAACAACACUUGCUGUACAGGCCGUUCCAACUGCCCAUUCUAUUGUGCAAGCCACAAGGACUUCGCUACCCACAGUCGGACCAUCAGGACUCUAUAGCUCCUCAAGCAAUCGAGGCCCCAUACAGAUGAAAAUCCCAAUACCCGCUUUUAGCACUUCAUCUUCUGCAGAGCAAAAUAGCUCUGCCACCCCAAGACUUGUUGCAGAAAACCAGACAAACAAAGCAGUAGACUCUUCUGUUAAUAAGAAAGUGGCUGAUAGUUCAUCGCAGAGUGGAAAAGCUUCUAGCAAUGACUCGAGUGGUGUGAUUGAUCUCACAAUGGACGAUGAAGAGAGCGGAAGUACACAAGACCCCAAAAAGAUCAAUCCUCCUUCCUCAUCUACGGUGAGCACUUCUCAGCCCAUGUCUCGACCCUUGCAACCCAUUCUGCCAGCACCGCCUCUUCAGCCAUCUGGGGUGCCAACCAGUGGGCCGUCUCAGGCAACUAUCCACGUUCUGCCUACAGCUCCAACCACCGUGAAUGUAACACAUCGUCCAGUAACUCAGGUGACUACAAGACUCCCUGUACCAAGAGCUCCUGCAAACCAUCAAGUGGUUUACACAACUCUCCCAGCCCCGACGGCUCAGGCUCCCCUCCGAGGGACUGUUAUGCAGGCGCCUGCUGUUCGCCAGGUCAACCCUCAAAAUAGUGUUACAGUUCGAGUGCCUCAGACAACCACGUACGUUGUAAACAAUGGACUGACCCUAGGAUCAGCGGGGCCUCAGCUCACGGUGCAUCACAGGCCACCUCAAGUGCACAAUGAGCCCCCACGCCCUCUGCACCCAGCGCCCUUACCAGAAGCCCCGCAGCCACAGCGCCUGCCCCCAGAAGCUGCCAGCACUUCUCUGCCUCAGAAACCACACCUGAAGCUAGCACGCGUACAGAGUCAGAAUGGCAUCGUCCUGUCCUGGAGCGUCCUGGAAGUGGACCGGAGCUGUGCUGCUGUUGACAGCUACCAUCUCUAUGCUUACCACGAGGAGCCCAGCGCCACCGCGCCCUCCCAGUGGAAGAAGAUCGGGGAGGUCAAAGCCCUGCCCUUGCCGAUGGCUUGCACUCUCACUCAGUUCGUGUCUGGCAGCAAGUACUACUUUGCAGUGCGCGCCAAGGACAUUUAUGGCCGCUUUGGGCCUUUCUGUGACCCUCAGUCCACGGACGUGAUCUCUUCCUCCCAGAACAGUUAGACCCUGGAGUUCUUUAGCUUCUUCCAUUUUUGAAAGUUUCACAUUUUGGGCUUGUUUUUAAUCUUGUGCAUGAAAUUCAAUGUAAAAACCCACCUUGUGCAAGAUCUCCCGGACAGACGACUGUAUACACUACGUUUGUUCAUAACCGGAAGCAAAAUAAAUUCAGCCCAUAAAGCAAGUCUUCCCCUGAACAAUUCAAACUUCAGGGUUCUGAAAUGUAUAUUUAUUCCUUGCUUUGGUUUUGAGGCUGGGGAAUACGUAUGGGUGUUUGUGUGUUUUCUUCCUUUCUUUGAAUUUUUAAAUUUCUAGUUGUAUGUGUAUCACGGUGCAUUCUCCUGUUUUCCUCUCAAAUUUACCUCUCUUCCGAUUGGAAAUGUAUUGGUGAGUGAAUCUGAGGUGCAGAGCUGGUGUGAUUCUGCCUCAAGAGGAGGCUAGAAGAUCAAAGAAUCUAAAUAAACCGAAAGAAAAGAAAAAAAAGAAAAGGAGAGAGAAAUUUAGCUUAAAGCAGAUGAAUUUAAGCAGAGGAAAUUCCCUCUCUGUUUUUGUUGAUUUCUCUGAGUCACUGGUGACCAGUGACCCUCACCCCAAGUUCCGAAUCUGCCUUCUCCUUUUGUUUCUGCCUUAACCUCAGAAGUCCACAGAGCAGGUGUCCAUUGUCGUGAAUUCCUCUCAGCUUCCAUUGAGUCUUCAUUGCCACCAAAAAGUCCACACCCUUUAAGUGUUUUAGAAGCAACGUGUGUGUUCUCACCCUCCGUGACAGCACUGCAUUCAGCUCCAAAGUUGUCACUUACCUAUAUGUUUCAAGAACAUAUUUUUAUUUUUGCCCAUCUUUUAACUCUACAUAAAAUAGGCCAUAUUGUUUAAGAACAAUUUUCUUUAAGCCUGUUUAAUAUCCAUGUUUUGUUGUUAGAGAAUCUGAAGUUCAUCUCAGCACUCAUGGGGUAGUGUUCUUUCAAAGGCAGGGCAUGUCAGAAUUCCUGAAACCCGGGGGUGGGGAGGAAGCUCAGUUUCUUCCUGAUUCUUAUGAGAUCCUUCCUGCCCUAGUGGGAACUGUUCCGGCAGUGCCAGGUGGAGUCUGAUGUCAUCCGCUCUGGGUAGGGACUAAACGCAAUCCUUCGGGUCAUUCCACAUUGUGGGGACAUCUGCUUGCUUUUCUAUUUCUCAUUCCCUCAAAAACGUUAGUAGACUCAGGCUCAGCCUUGCCUUUCCACAGCAUGGCAGCUGCGGGAAGCCAGGCAGGUGCUUUGGAGACCUGACAGGGAGGGCGAGCAUUUGGGGAUGAGUGAGGUGUUUGUGGAGUCUGAAGGCACUUCUGAGCUGUCUUCCCUCUUGGUAUUUUAAGCCUUAUGUCUACCUUCACAAGCUACACUGGCCAUUCACUUGUCCUGGCAUUAAAAGCAGAAGCUCUGUUCCUUUUGUGUAUUCGCCUCUGUGAUGGCUUACAGAAGGAAUCUUGAGUUGUGAAGACAUUGUCUUUGUUGACUUCACCGGGUGGUGUUCUGUCAUCUUCUGUGUGAACUUCAGUUAAUGAAGGCAGCCUACAGUUGCCAAAGUCUAAAUGUUCCUAACCGUCCUCGCUGAGAAAAAGGAGAGCAGGUGAGAAUCACUGUCCCACAAGUUAGACAUGGCACGAAAUCGUGUAGCUAGGACUGCUAAGAUUCCCGUGAUCUUGGGAAACUGUUGCCAGGGUUAUGGUAAUAAGGAUUUGGAAAGGAAGAAAGGAUUUCUAACUGUGUGUGAGCACCUCUCUGUACUAAGUGUGUUUCUGUCUUGUGGGUACCGUGUUUAUCUUCUAUUCAAUAUCAUUCCUGUCUAUAGCAGAAAAUGCAUAUUCAAAAUUGUUUUCACUGGCUGGUCAGCUCACUAGCUAAUGAAAGUUUCUCUGGAUGAAUAUGUUUGUUUAUAUUCAGUAAUUUUAUAUUUACUAGUUUUUUUUUAAAAAAAAGUUUUCAUAGUGUUAUAUAAUCACGUGAAGAAAGCCCAGUGGAAUUAAUAUUUUAUUGUUUUGGCUUUUACUUGGGUGUUUUUUGUCAAAGGAAAAAAAUCCCAAAUAAUGGCUCUAGAUGAAGAUUUACUGCAGAAAGUAAUUACUGAAAACUGUUUAUUCCAGAUUGGAACGAAGGUAUAGGCAGAGACUGUAAUUGUUAGGGGGAAAUAGACUUGUGGAUUGUCUCUGCAGAUAACUGUUCCUGAUGCUUGCUUUGGGCGGCAGCCACGUUGGAUUCCCCGAAUGUGCUCAACUUUAGAGAGGCGAAAUGUAGGUGCUGAGGGGUCUUGGCUUUUUAUUUGGCUGUCUGUGGGGGAGAGUGGAGGACGUUUUACUCCCUGUUAUCUCUUCUCAAAGUAUUAAAAAUAAGCUCAAUUUUCCCAUUUUUGGGGAUUCAAGUUUGCUACAUUUUUAGCCUCACAAUACUGGUAAGUAUUGCCUUACUGGGAAUCCUGGAAACUUGUGAAGUUUCUCGAUGAAGUGUCGGAUGUUUCUGUAGUACCUAGCGGUAACAGCUGUGUUUGUCACUCUCUCCUUUGCACUUUGAGUACUUUCCCCCCUGCUUUAAGUGUGAGUAAGCCUCUUUUAAGUUCUUGCUAAUGUCAUACAAAGACAGCAUGUUGUAACAGUUCUCUUUACAAGGUGACUGUGUCCCUGUUUCUCCAGGCUCGGUUUUCUUUUAAAUCCACAGAGUGCUUUGUGGACUGUGUGAUGCAGUAUGGCUUUAUGAAAGGAACCGAGCUUUCUUCCUUGGAAAUAUUUCUUGGGAUAGCGUUUGCCUCAUGAGAGGUGUUCUUCCCCGACCCCCACCUAUGCCAGAGAAAGGAUACCUUUUGCAAACAUGAGCAGCAAGCUCGGACCUCUCUUCAGGAGGGCUCUCCUCCAGUGUCAGAGAGCUGUUCUGGUGGCUUGCUCCAAUUGCUUUCCUCAGAAUUACCACUUAGUGCCAGUGUGGCGUGGCAGGCAUGUGGCUUCCCACGCGUCUCCUAGUACGGUAUGUGAUUUAGAAUGCUCAACGUGGCUUCUUCUCAUGACGGGCUGUGAUUUCACCCCAUGGGUCCCACAAAGAAAGCCUUCUUUCCGAGUGUUCUCCUGACUCCUCAGGCCAUUUCAGUAUCAAUAUGGUAAUUUUUCCCACUUGCCUGUGAUUGGGUGGCUUGUUUGAUUCUCACUGAACUACACACUUCCUUGUGCUAUAGACAAUAACUGUGUAAUCAUUUGCGAUUCUGUCUUCCUUAAUUAUUUUCUGGGCAAAUGGCUUUAAAAAAUAUUUAAGGGACACACAAAGAUUAGAGCAAUUAUGAGGGGUUUGUUGGAGACUUAUUUGUAAAACUCACCCCCUUGAGCCGGAAGGGAAGAACUGAAGUCGCUCCUAUCUGCAAACGACUCUAUCAUGUCUGAGCUUUUGUUUUGUGUUUUAUAUGUAGCAUAGCUGAGUACCUAUCAUUUAAAUAUUUAAAUGUGUCUUCUCUCCCCUUUUCUUUUUGUAAAUAAGGGAAUUAAGCAAUCAAACACCUUCUGGGGGAUCCUAGCUUGAGGAGUUUAUCAACCAUUCAUAUGUAAAUGUAAAAAUAAGUCCCUUUAGGAAACCUGCAUCCUAAUUUGUUUGUUGCAGUUGGAAAUGUAAAUAAUAAGAUGCUGUAAGAUCCUCCUAAGGUCUAAUGCUAACUGGGCUGUAGUAGGUUGGUUGCCCUAUUUUUAUUAGGUUUUGAAGGUUUUUAAUUUUCUUCCUUUCCUAAAUGUACAGUACAGUGGUGUCCAUGUAAGUGUUGGCUGUAGUGGGGUUUGCCCAGCAAGCCUGAACUUUAUACUUUGAAAUAAAUGACUGGGUUUUUAUCA